Molecule: messenger RNA, 1602 nt
Organism: Medioppia subpectinata
Lineage: Eukaryota; Metazoa; Arthropoda; Arachnida; Sarcoptiformes; Oppiidae
Source: the annotation of a GenBank genome assembly
AAUAGGUAUGACAGUGUCUGUGGAAGAGGAUCUGGUAGUGAUCGCCCGCAUACUGGCCGGCAGUCUCAUCGACCGACAGGGUUUGCUACACGUGGGCGACGCUAUACUGGAGGCCAACGGCGUGGAGAUAACGAGUCCGGAACAGCUUCAGGACGAACUCCGCCGAUGCAAAGGUGGCAUCACUUUGAAGGUCUCGCCCUCGAGUCGAGACAUCGCUCAGCCGUCCGUUUGCUAUAUGCGAGCGCUGUAUGGCUACGACCCGACCGAAGACAGUCUACUGCCGUGUCGUGAAGUGGGUCUGGCCUUCAAACAGGGAGACAUUCUCGAGAUCGUCAACACUGAGGACCCCAACUGGUGGCAGGCGAGGAGUGUCGACGCGCCCAACACUCACGCCGGACUCAUCCCCUCCCAGGAGUUGGAGGAGAGGCGCCGCGCGUUUGUGCGCCCGGAGUUUGAUUACGCGACCCGAACCUCCAUUUGCGGCACUAAAAUCACCAAAAAGAAGAAGAAAGAGAUGUAUCAGCUCCAGGCCAACGCGGACUUCGAUAAGGCAGAGCUGUUGCUGUACGAAGAGGUGUGUCGGACGCCGCCGUUUGAGCGCAAAACACUGGUUCUGGUGGGCGCUCAGGGCGUCGGUCGCCGUACACUCAAGUCUCGUAUGAUAGCUUACGAUACGGAACGGUUCGCCACACCUCUGCCCCACACCUCCCGUCCCAUCCGUGAGGGAGAACAGGACGGAAAGCAAUACCAUUUCGUGCGCAGAGAUAUCAUGGAAGCGGAGAUCGCAGACAAUAAAUACCUAGAGUUCGGCGAAUUCCAGGACCACCUCUACGGCACCCGAUUGGACUCAAUUCGCGCCAUCAUUAGAUCCGGAAGAAUGUGUGUCAUUGACUGCAAUCCACAGAGUCUGAAAAUGUUAAAGACGGCAGAGUUUAUGCCAUACAUAGUGUUUUUGGCGGCACCACCUCUGGAUCAGUUGCGUUAUAUGCAUGAGUACGGCCGCCAUCAAGGACUCGGAGGCUCUCGUUAUCAAACGUUUGACAGAGCGCUGGGCCGUCACAGUUCCCGACGGGUGCGGACUCUGCAGAGUUUGGCCUCGUUUUACGAGGACGAAGACCUACAGGUGACCGUCGAAGAGAGCGCUCGACUCCAACGCGCUUACGAUAAAUACUUCGAUCAAAUCAUCGUUAAUAACAAUUUUGAGAAAACGUUUGAACAGUUGAGGGAUGCGGUCGACUCACUCACUAUACAGCACCAGUGGGUGCCUAUCGAUUGGGUCUAUAGUGAUGACUGAGUGGACACAUCUGUAUAUCCGGUGUUUAUCUCACAAUUAAAUCGUUUUUUAGGAUUUAUUUGUGAAAUAUAGCGAAAUAAUGAGAACUUCAUUCCCAUUACAUUCCCAAUUGAUUUAUAGUAUUAAUUGCAAAACACAAACAAAUCAUUGACAACAAUAACAUUCCCUAUUGAAUACAUUAUUUACAAUUUUAAUCGAUUAAUCAAAGCAAUAAUUGUAUUGCUUUUUAAUAAUUUAUAAGAUCUUAAUUAACUUUCCAAACAAUUUAUAUUUCACUUUUAACGAUGACUUACGAUCUGAAUUAGCCU